UUCGCCGCCGCCGUCAUCAUCAUAGUGAUUGAGUCAUUUAAAGCCGACGACGACGAGCAGACAUUUGGUCCGGAUUGAACACGUCGCUAGAAUAAUCUUCAAUUCCGAUCGAACACGCAACAACAAACAAUUCCCUCAACUACUGAAAAGUACCGUUUCAGUAAUUCCACACCUGAACACCUGAAAGUCAUUUGAACAAUUAAUUUUCUGAAACCCUGUUGCUUAAAAAAAGACAAAAACACACACGUUUAGGGUUCAAUCUAUGGCACAAACAGUCUCUGAAACUAUCGACUUCCCUAAUGAAGAGGAGAAAAUCCUUCAACUAUGGGAAGAGAUCGAUGCAUUUCAAACAUCCAUGAAACUCAGCGAGGGGCGACCAAGAUAUAGCUUCUAUGAUGGACCCCCAUUUGCUACUGGUCUGCCCCAUUAUGGACAUAUUUUGGCUGGAACCAUCAAAGACAUUGUCACCAGAUAUGCCAGUUUGAAAGGGUACUACGUGGAGCGGCGCUUUGGUUGGGAUUGCCAUGGACUGCCUGUUGAAUUUGAGAUUGACAAAACCUUAAAUAUCAAAGGUCCAGAAGAUGUGGAAAAGAUAGGAAUUGCUGCUUACAACCAAGAAUGCCGCAAGAUUGUGAUGAGAUAUUCAAAAGAAUGGAAGUGUAUCGUCACAAGGCUGGGUCGUUGGAUAGAUUUUGACAAUGAUUACAAAACCAUGUACCCGACUUUCAUGGAAUCAGUCUGGUACAUGUUCCGCCAGCUUUUUGUCAAGGGAUUGGUUUACAAAGGUUACAAGGUGAUGCCCUUCUCUACAGCAUGCAGCACACCUUUGUCUAACUUUGAAGUUGGUCAGAAUUAUAAAGAAGUCAACGAUCCUGCGAUUAUUGUGAGUUUUCCUCUCCUGGAUGACCCAGAAGUAUCCCUUGUCGCCUGGACUACCACACCCUGGACUCUUCCCAGCAACUUGUCAGUUUGUGUCAAUGCUGAUCUUGAUUACGUCAAGCUCUUAGAUAAAAGCAACAACAAAAUUUUCAUCUUGAUGGAAGCAAGGUUGUGUUCUCUCUAUAGAAGUGAAGAAGAAUACACCAUUCUUGAAAAGUUCAAGGGCAAAACUCUGGAAGGAAAGAAAUACAAACCAUUGUUUACUUAUUUUGGAUAUAUGAGAGAAAAAACCGGCUGCUUCCAGGUGUUGUGUGAUGGUUACGUCUCUGCUGAGAGUGGUACUGGAGUUGUACAGCAAGCUCCCUAUUUUGGAGAGGAUGAUUACCGAGUGUGUACCAGUUAUGGGCUCAUCACAAAAGACAUGCCAAGCAUCUGUCCAGUGGAUGCUUGUGGACGAUUCACCAGUGAAGUGACAGACUACAAAGGAAUCUAUAUCAAGGAUGCUGAUAAAGACAUUGUCAAAUACCUGAAGAGCCAAGGUCGUCUGGUGCACCAAGGAACCGUCACUCACAACUACCCCUUCUGCUGGAGGUCUGAUACACCAUUAAUCUACAAAGCAGUGCCAAGUACAUUUAUCAGAGUAGCAGAACAUGCUGAAAAUCUGUUGAAAUGCAACCAAGAAACCUACUGGGUUCCAGAUUUUGUGAAAGAGAAACGAUUUGCCAACUGGUUGAAAGAUGCAAGAGACUGGGCAGUAUCAAGGAACAGAUACUGGGGGACCCCAAUACCCCUGUGGAUCAGUGAUGAUGGUGAAGAGGUCGUCUGUAUUGGUAGCCGUAAAGAGUUAGAAGAGCUCACUGGAACAGUCGUCUCUGACAUCCACAGAGAGAGCAUUGACCAUCUAACAAUCCCAUCCAAACAAGGUAAAGGUGUGCUUCGGCGUGUGCCGGAAGUGUUUGACUGCUGGUUCGAGAGUGGCUGCAUGCCCUACGCCCAGGUGCAUUAUCCUUUCGAGAACAAAAAGGUGUUUCACGAGACGUUUCCAGCUGACUUCAUUGCUGAAGGUAUUGAUCAGACACGUGGAUGGUUCUACACACUGUUGGUCUUGUCCACCCUUCUGUUUGGAAAACCACCAUUUAAAAACCUCAUCAGUAAUGGCCUCGUCCUUGCUCAAGAUGGCCAGAAGAUGAGUAAACGCAAGAAGAAUUAUCCAGAUCCUCUGGAUAUUGUCAACAAAUAUGGUGCUGAUGCCCUCAGAUUAUAUUUAAUCAACUCACCAGUUGUGAGGGCCGACAACCUCAAGUUCAAAGAAGAAGGUGUCCGUGAUAUUCUUAAAGACGUCUUUUUACCAUGGUACAAUGCUUACCGUUUCCUCAUGAUGAACAUUGACAGGUUGCAGAGGGAUGAAAACAUGAAAUUUGUGUACGAUGAAGAAAAAAUUCAGCCAUCUCCCAGCUACAUGGAUUGUUGGAUCCUGUCUUUCACACAAUCACUCAUCAAAUAUGUCCAAGAAGAGAUGGCUGCCUACCACCUCUACACUGUCAUCCCCCGGCUCCUCAAGUUUGUUGACCAACUGACCAACUGGUAUGUCCGUAUGAACAGGAAGAGACUGAAGGGUGAAUUUGGUUCCCAAGACUGUCUGUAUGCUCUGGAGACUCUGUUUGGAGUUCUGUUCUGUAUGACCAAAGUAAUGGCUCCAUUUAUUCCCUUCCUCACAGAACACAUGUACCAGAAUCUACGACAGUUCCUACCUCAGAAGAAAGGAAGCAAGCAGGAUAUGAGAAGCAUCCAUUUUCUCUUUUAUCCUUCUGUCAAUGACUCUCUGAUUAAGAAAGAUAUUGAACGUGCAGUCUUCCGAAUGCAGUGUGUCAUUGAAUUGGGCCGUGUGGUGCGGGAUCGUAAAACACUUCCUGUGAAGUAUCCUCUUAAGGAAGUUGUUGCCAUUCACAAAGACCCUGAAGCCUUAGAAGAUAUCAAGUCCUUGGAAAGCUAUAUUUUAGAGGAACUGAAUGUCAAACAGUUGACCGUCACCACAGACAAGGAGAAGUAUGGAGUGACACUGGCAGCUGAACCAAACCACAGAAUUCUGGGAACCAAAUACAAGAAAGAGUACAAAGACCUGAUGGCUGCCAUCCGCAAGUUAAGUGACAGCCAGUUGGCCGAAUAUCAGAACACUGGAAAGGUGACUGUAUUAGGGAAUGUUCUAGUGGAAGAUGAGCUGCAGCUGUCCUACAAGGUUGGCUCUAAAGCACAGGGAGAUUCAUCAUAUGAAGCACAUUAUGAUAAUGAUCUUCUGAUCAUGUUGGAUGUGACCCCUGACAAGUCGAUGGUAGAAGAAGGUAUUGCACGAGAAGUCAUUAAUCGUAUUCAGAAACUGAGGAAGAAGGCUCAUCUUGUCCCAGCUGACAACAUCACCAUCUUCUACAAAGCCACUCCUAAUCUAGCAGCUGUCAUCAAGAAUAACCAAGAAUUCAUUUAUUCCACUAUCAAACAGCCACUCUUACCAGAUUUGGCGUCGGGUCACUAUACUGAUGUCAUCAUCAAGGACUCUGUAUCGGUGAAAUCUGAUAAUUUAGAGAUGACCAUAGUGAAGGGUCAGCAUUCAGCUGACAUGUUGAAAGACAGCUCUACAUAUGCCCCGGUUCAGAAUGGGGUAACGCCCACAUGUAAAUAUGUCAACCUAGAGUUAUGUAAUGUGCCUAACAACGAGGGCCGUACAGGUGCCCGUGGCACUUUGCUAUUAGAAAACCCUCAGGGAUGCUAUCCAAUUAAGUAUAAAGAGUUGGUUAAGCAGAUCCAGUCAGUGUUUGGAUUAAGAAGUCAGGAUAUAUCCGUCUUUUUGGAUCGCACAUUGACAGACAAGCUGAAACCACAGCAUAAUUCAGAAUUCCUUAAUUCUCGGACCUUAUAUGUUGGGGCCAACAAUCCUGCCAAGGCUGAACCCUGUCCGAAGAAAGAGAACGAAGUCACUUCGCCUAUUUGUCAUUUUGCCAAUGUACAAUUGGUUGGUAACAAACCAGCCAAUGGCAAAAAGGGAACUAUUCUUUUAGAGAAUCCACAGUGUAGUUUCUUUAGCUUCAAGCAGCUAGAAUCACAGGUAAAAACCAUUUUUGGUCUGGAUGGCAAGAAGAAGGUGCGUCUUAGCCACACGCCUGAUGGUAACUCCCCUGUAAAGGACUCUGUAAAAGGAGAAGAAGUUCGCAGCCUUCAUUCAUCAUCCAUCUUUGUAUUACAAUCAUGACAUCAGUGUUAGGGAACAGAGGAACCGAACCAUUUUAGGAGGCAGCUCCUUUGGUCAGACUGCUUGAGCUGCCCUGCUAGCUGCUUCUUAAUUUACCUGCUGUGAUCAUGAUGAGGAGGAGGAGGAGAAGGAGGAUGAUGGUGAUGACAAUGAUCAUUCGUUGGCCUUUCAAUUUUUGUGUUUUUACAAUAAACAUCUAUUGAAUUUC
Octopus sinensis (East Asian common octopus) is the source of this 4328-nucleotide messenger RNA. Its product is annotated as isoleucine--tRNA ligase, cytoplasmic. Gene Ontology annotation, biological process: isoleucyl-tRNA aminoacylation. The transcript has 31 exons. The coding region runs from base 263 to 4120 and encodes 1285 amino acids. The record is from RefSeq and is a predicted model, not a curated record. NCBI's taxonomy places the organism in Eukaryota, Metazoa, Mollusca, Cephalopoda, Octopoda, Octopodidae. Gene Ontology annotation, molecular function: tRNA binding; isoleucine-tRNA ligase activity; aminoacyl-tRNA deacylase activity.